GAACACUUUUUUUCUGAGAAGUCCUGAAAGUAAUCUCCAGGACCAGGACUCUGCUUUCAGCCUCUGGAGUUGUGCCUAGUCGAAGUGCCCCCCCCUUCUUGGGCCCCACCCGCCAUGAGAGCUGUCAGUGUGUGGUAUUGCUGCCCAUGGGGACUACUGCUGCUACACUGUCUGUGCAGCUUCAGUGUGGGGUCUCCGUCUCCUUCUAUCAGCCCAGAGAAGAAGGUAGGAAGCCAGGGGCUGAGGUUCCGGCUGGCUGGCUUUCCUAGAAAGCCCUAUGAAGGUCGAGUGGAGAUCCAGCGAGCGGGUGAAUGGGGCACCAUCUGUGAUGAUGACUUCACGCUGCAGGCUGCCCAUGUCCUCUGCCGGGAGCUGGGCUUCACAGAAGCCACAGGGUGGACCCAUAGUGCCAAAUAUGGCCCUGGAACAGGCCGAAUCUGGUUGGACAAUCUGAGCUGCAGGGGGACUGAAGGAAGUGUGACAGAAUGUGCCUCUCGGGGCUGGGGAAAUAGUGACUGUACCCAUGAUGAGGAUGCCGGGGUCAUCUGCAAGGACCAGCGCCUUCCCGGUUUCUCAGACUCCAAUGUCAUUGAGGUGGAGCAUCAGCUGCAAGUGGAGGAGGUGCGACUCCGACCAGCGGUGGAGUGGGGCAGGAGACCCCUGCCUGUGACUGAGGGCCUGGUUGAAGUCAGGCUUCCUGAAGGCUGGUCGCAAGUGUGUGACAAAGGCUGGAGUGCCCACAACAGCCACGUAGUCUGCGGUAUGCUGGGCUUCCCUGGAGAAAAGAGAGUCAACAUGGCCUUCUACAGGAUGCUGGCCCAGAAGAAGCAACACUCCUUUGGUCUGCACAGCGUGGCAUGUGUGGGCACAGAAGCCCACCUGUCCCUUUGCUCUCUAGAGUUCUAUCGUGCCAAUGACACCACCAGGUGCUCUGGGGGAAGCCCUGCAGUGGUGAGCUGUGUGCUGGGCCCUCUUUAUGCCACCUUUACUGGUCAGAAGAAGCAGCAACACUCUAAGCCUCAAGGGGAGGCUCGUGUGCGUCUAAAGGGUGGUGCCCACCAGGGAGAAGGCCGAGUGGAAGUCCUGAAGGCUGGCACAUGGGGAACAGUCUGUGACCGAAAGUGGGACCUGCAGGCAGCCAGUGUGGUGUGUCGAGAACUGGGCUUUGGCACUGCCCGAGAGGCCCUGAGUGGUGCCCGCAUGGGGCAGGGCAUGGGUGCCAUCCACUUGAGUGAAGUUCGGUGCUCUGGCCAGGAGCCCUCCCUUUGGAGAUGCCCGUCCAAGAACAUCACAGCUGAGGACUGUUCCCACAGCCAGGAUGCGGGUGUCCGGUGCAACCUUCCCUACACUGGGGUGGAGACCAAGAUCCGACUCAGUGGGGGCCGCAGCCGGUAUGAAGGGCGAGUCGAGGUGCAAAUAGGGGUACCUGGGCAUCUACGCUGGGGCCUCAUCUGUGGGGAUGAUUGGGGAACCCUGGAGGCCAUGGUGGCCUGUAGGCAACUUGGUCUUGGCUACGCCAACCACGGCCUGCAGGAGACCUGGUACUGGGACUCAGGGAAUGUAACUGAGGUGGUGAUGAGCGGAGUGCGUUGCACGGGGUCUGAGCUGUCCCUGAACCAGUGUGCCCAUCACAGCGGCCACAUCACCUGCAAGAAGACGGGGACCCGCUUCACUGCGGGGGUCAUCUGUUCUGAAACUGCUUCAGAUCUGCUGCUGCACUCAGCACUGGUACAGGAAACUGCUUAUAUUGAAGACCGGCCCUUGCACAUGUUGUACUGUGCUGCUGAAGAGAACUGCCUGGCUAGCUCUGCCCGCUCGGCCAACUGGCCUUAUGGCCACCGGCGUCUGCUCCGAUUCUCUUCCCAGAUCCACAACCUAGGAAGAGCUGACUUUAGGCCCAAGGCUGGGCGCCAUUCCUGGGUGUGGCAUGAGUGUCAUGGGCAUUACCACAGUAUGGACAUUUUCACUCAUUAUGACAUCCUGACCCCCAAUGGCACCAAGGUGGCUGAGGGCCACAAAGCUAGUUUCUGUCUAGAAGACACUGAGUGUCAAGAGGAUGUCUCCAAGAGGUACGAGUGCGCCAACUUUGGAGAGCAGGGCAUCACUGUGGGAUGUUGGGAUCUCUACAGGCAUGACAUUGACUGUCAGUGGAUCGACAUCACAGAUGUGAAGCCAGGAAACUAUAUUCUUCAGGUCGUUAUCAACCCAAAUUUUGAGGUAGCAGAAAGUGACUUCACCAACAACGCAAUGAAGUGUAACUGCAAAUACGACGGGCAUCGCAUCUGGGUGCACAACUGCCACAUCGGCGAUGCCUUCAGUGAAGAAGCCAACAGGAGGUUUGAGCGCUACCCUGGCCAGACUAGUAACCAGGUCGUCUAAAACGCUACCACCCUCUCUGUAAACCACCACUGGCCCCCAAUGGCAGGGGUCUGAGGCUGCCAUUACCUCAGGAGCUUACCACAAGAACCCCUGAUGUCAGCAGGCGCCCUACACUCAACCACCUGUGCACUACAGACGACAAACUGUCGAGCAGAAGUUGGCGCCUCCUUUACUGGGUCAGCUGUCAUUCCCUUUGGCCAACAAGCAUGGAGAAUCAGCCAACAGCCCCAGCACAGACAGAACACACCACAAAGAACUGCCCCACACAGGAUGGCAGCAGCUCAUUCUCUUGAAUAGGGGACGUCAAGAGGGUCAGCUCCCAUCGCUCUCCGUUCUCCUAAGGACCACGUUACCUCUAGCCAUUUAGUGGGGGAAAAGAUCCAGCCCCCCACUUUUGACUGUAACAUGUUGCUAGGUAUAAUUUUAUUUUAUAUAAAAUGUGUUCUUCGGA
Molecule: messenger RNA, 2830 nt
Organism: Mus caroli (Ryukyu mouse)
Lineage: Eukaryota; Metazoa; Chordata; Mammalia; Rodentia; Muridae
Gene: Loxl3
Product: lysyl oxidase like 3
Biological process (GO): collagen fibril organization; peptidyl-lysine oxidation; inflammatory response
Cellular component (GO): membrane
Molecular function (GO): copper ion binding; protein-lysine 6-oxidase activity
Source: RefSeq, a predicted model, not a curated record